CUAUCUAAUAACGAUAUCACGAAAGAUAAAAUAGUCGUCGCAAAAGCCUGCAGUAAGUGAUCUACAUUCGGGCGAGGUGUAUGAUCAGUAAUUACGCCAAGCUGACGCGCAAAGUUUUUCAUUCCUCCGCAACGUCAUCGGCAAUGGCCAAGAUCCAAGAUCCGUACCUGCGACACCUGUUUGACGCUGAUCCAGCUUUGAACGUUUACAGCUCGAACGUGGUCAAUCUGUCGGUCGGCGCGCCCGGCCCGGAUCUUUUGCAGAAGUGCAGCAGCCUACUCGCUAAGGCUACCAAGCACAGAUUGGAAGAGGAGGAAAAAGAAGGCAAGUACUACCUGUUCCAGUACGGCAUAACCGCGGGCCUCUGGGAAUGCCGGGACGAGCUGGCGAAAUUUCUGACGCGGCGCUACGGUGAUCCGGUGUCGCGGGAAAAUUUGAUCCUCACUUGCGGCGCCACACAUGGACUACAGCUGAUAUUGACGAGCGUCGUGUCGCCAAACGGCGUCAUUUUCGUGGACGAGGUCACCUACAUGAUCGCCCUCGACGCUUUCAAGCAGUUUCCUCUGAUACGAGUCAUCUCAGUGCCGAUGAAGGACGAUUUGGUGGAUCUCGAUGCUUUGGAGGAAAUAGUCAGCCAAGAGAAGAACAAGGGGUACAUUCUUGGCAACGACAAAGUCUUCUGGGCCAUGUACUACACGAUACCGACCUUCCACAACCCGACCGGCAUGUCUCUGUCACCUGAGAUGUCCAAGAGGCUGGUGAAAAUGGCUAGGGAAAACGAGUUCGCGGUGGUCUGUGACGAUGUGUACAAUCUCCUGAACUAUGACACUGGGUAUCCACCGCAUCGACUGUUCAACUACGAUGACUCGGAGGAUCCGGGGUACACGGGUGGAAACAUCAUCUCUAACGGAUCGUUUUCGAAAAUUCUCUCACCAGCCAUCAGAGUGGGCUGGCUCGAGUGUGGACCAAAAGUCGCUAAUAUACUGAAGGAAUCAGGUGUCAUGAAAAGCGGAGGGGCGGUGAAUCACUACGUGUCCGGUUUGAUAGCGAGUCUUUUGCACUUGAAGUUGGAGGAUGAGUAUUUGGACAAUUUGAAAGAAAUUUAUAAGGAAAGAAGGGACGCACUUUGCGAUGCGUUGGAUAAAAACUUACCACCCAACUGCUCCUACCGAUAUCCCGAAGGUGGAUAUUUCGUUUGGAUCAAGCUUCAAGAAGACAUCGAUGCGCUUCCCUUUGUGAAAUGGUGCCAAGAAGAGUACAAAGUGACAGCUAUACCUGGAGCUCGAUUUUCAAAUCAUGGCAAAUCAAAGAACUAUAUCAGGCUUAGUAUUGCCUUCCACAGUGCUGAUACUAUUAGGAAGGCAGUUACAACAAUGUGCAAGGCGCUCACAGAAUACAUAAAAAAAUAGUAUUACAUACCAAUUUAUAAAAACUAUUAACCGUGUUGUAUUAUACACGUUUUGUACUGUAAGAACGACUUUUACGUUAAUGCAAUGUAAAAUAUGCCAAAGGAGUAAUUU
Copidosoma floridanum is the source of this 1520-nucleotide messenger RNA. RefSeq lists its product as uncharacterized. NCBI's taxonomy places the organism in Eukaryota, Metazoa, Arthropoda, Insecta, Hymenoptera, Encyrtidae. The record is from RefSeq and is a predicted model, not a curated record. Gene Ontology annotation, molecular function: pyridoxal phosphate binding; L-2-aminoadipate:2-oxoglutarate transaminase activity. Gene Ontology annotation, biological process: biosynthetic process.